Molecule: messenger RNA, 2099 nt
Organism: Aricia agestis (brown argus)
Lineage: Eukaryota; Metazoa; Arthropoda; Insecta; Lepidoptera; Lycaenidae
Gene: Bili
Product: putative FERM domain-containing protein FRMD8P1
Exons: 11
Coding region: 51-1895 (614 amino acids)
Biological process (GO): negative regulation of canonical Wnt signaling pathway
Cellular component (GO): plasma membrane; cytoskeleton
Source: RefSeq, a predicted model, not a curated record
AAUAUUUCCCAACCCAAGAAAAUAAAGGGCAGUAUUUUCUCGAUAUUUUAAUGCAAUAUCAAGUAAACAUGGGCGCUUACGGGGAAAGUUCUAACGUGCAGAACAGUGGAAAUUAUAUAACUAUAAUUCCAGUUGAAUAUUCUAGACGAGGCUAUCCUAUUCAAGCAGAAUAUCAGUUCAACGAGUACAGAUCACGCGAAGAAUAUUACAGCGUCCAAAGUCAGAAACUCCAGGCUGAAGUGAACGCACACCUGUAUUCUGUCUCCCAGCGUCUGCCUCAUCUGUCUUAUAGCCCUUUAGGGAGACACCAGGAGUGGGACAAACAUGAUCCGCACAAACCUCUGCCGGACUCCAAAGAGAGUAACAGCUCGGACUCUCUGGAAAAAAGUGUUAUGGAGCAUCAAUCUUUGAAACAAACCAGUGACCAGACGAAAACGGUUUCAGGAUCGAAUCUCAGCAGUUGUUCGAACCAAACAGCGUCCAGCAGUAUAGCGGCCGGCUCCUUCAGCACCACGGAGCCCAUCACCAGCGGCGGUAGCUCCUCUAGCGCCAUAUCGCCGCCACUACCAGGUUCAUCCGGCAGCACGACCUCAUCGUCCACCGGCACGUCAAACCCGGUGACGUGCGUCUACCUUAUGUCGCGCACCGCUAUCAUGGUGGAGAUGAGCUCGGAGGAGGUGCCGUCCUGCGUUACGGCGUCCCGGUUCCUCAACGCCGUGUUGUGUACCGAGGAGCUGGGGCUGAGCAGCCCAAGCGCCAGGAGUUUAGCGGCCAAUGUGUUCUCGUUGUGGAUGUGCAGCCCGCUGUUAGAAAUCCAGCUGAAGCCGCACAAUUGUCCGUGGCGUAUAUGGGCGAGCUGGCAGAAGCUGCUGCAGCGGUACGGGCACGGCUCCGAGUCGCGCCGGGCCAAGGACCAGCCCGUGCUGCGCCUGCAGAGGAACAUCUUCUUCCCCAAACAUCUAGAGGAGGGGAUCAAGGACUCCCGCAUCCAGGAGUUGCUAUACGAGGAGGCGCGGUACAACGUGGUGACGGGGCGGUACCCGCUGGAGAGCGCGCAGGCGAUGAUGCUGGGCGGCCUGCAGGCGCGGAUACAGCUGGGCCCGUAUGACCCGCACCGACAUACUGCCAAGUUCUUCAGGGAACAACAAGACAAGUACCUCCCUCGUCACGCGCGCUCCGGACGCUGGGCGCGGCUGCUGCCGGCGGGCCGGAAGGGCAGCCCCGAAGCCCGGUUGUUGGAGCAGGCGCAGCGCCCGCCCGCUGCGCCGCCACGGAAGCUGAGGCAUAAGUAUCUCGCGCAUACAAGGACACUGCCUACUUAUGGGGCUGCGUUCUUCCAAGGUCAGAUCGAGCAGCCGGUGCGCAGCCUGACCAGCCUGCUGACGCACGAGGACAUCCCCGUGCUCGUCGCCAUCAACUACCAAGGCGUCUACGUCAUUGACGACACGGAGAGCACGGUGCUACUGGGGCUGUUAUACGAGGAGCUGUCGUGGGACAUCGGUCUGCCGUCAGAAGACAACGAGGACUGCCUGCCCUGCCUGUUCCUGCAGUUCAUGGUCGUCGAGAACGGAUUACGAGUGUCUAAAAUACUACAGGUGUUUUCGAAGCAGGCCGUGAUGAUGGACACGCUAGUGUCGCACUUCGCGGGCGAGUACCGCAAGCGGCUCGGCCAGGAGACGCCUAGUGAUCACGCCAACUAUGACUAUCACUCCGAUUCCGGCAGUAUAUCUCUCCCACCGCUAUCCAGACCUGACUCUCCUCAACGGAGACUCGCCAACAAACUCUCCCGGCUGGCGCUGGCAACCCACGACGGGCGAGGCAACCUGCUCGGUGGGGCUGGGGAUUGGGGUGGGUUACACCCUCGACAACCGUCAUGGAUACUACCCAAACAUUGACACAGUGGGAACCAGCGGUGGAAUAUGACUUAUCGAUGCCAGCGGAUGGAGUAGGCAAGGAAUAUCGAAGUAGGCAAGGACCCUGUAUUUGACAUGUCUGGAUCCAGCGCUGAAUCAGAUCAGUAUCAAUGUAAACAGUAAACAUGUUACAAUCGGCACUAUAGUUUGUGCGUUCUAAGAUGAUAUGGGUGACAGUUUUCAUGU